CCAAAAUAAUAAAAAAAAAAUAAAUAACAUAAGCAUACACUAAAACUACAGUAUUUUUAUAGCUCAUGAAUUCGUAAACAAAACUCGUAAUCAAAAUUAUUCAAAAAUAUGUAUAAGUGACACUGUUGAUACGUAUAUUAAGAGUAAUAUCUUAUGAAAAUUUAUAAAAAAAUUGUUUAAAUGUUAAAAAUAUGAAAUUGAUUUUCAAAAUGGUGUAAAAAUAGUGAUCAAUUAAUAUUAAAAUGGUGUAUAACAUUCCACCCAGUUUUGAUUUCGAUUUUUGGAAUCAAAAUAAUGAUUCUGUUGUUGAAGUUACAUGUCUCAUGCCUAAUAGUGUUUCUAUACCACUAACAGUAUCAAAAAGUACUUCUUUACAUGAGUUAAAAGAGGAAUUAUGGGAAGAAGCUGUAAAAUAUCCCUUACAUGGGAUGCUUCAUGACUCGAGCAGCUACAGUAUAUUUUAUGUAAAUGCAAUGGCUCAGCGUGAAAUGCUUCUAGAUGAAAAUAAAAGACUCUGUGAUGUACGACCAUUCUUAGCUGUGCUCAGUAUUGUAGAGCGCCAAGAAGAUAAAGCUGAUAAUGUACUUAAUGCUCAAAUCAGUAAUCUCAUUGGCAAAGGCUUAAUGGAAUUUGACUCUUUAAAAAGUUCAGAAGUUAAUCAAUUUCGAGGAAAAAUGAAAACUUUAGCUGAUCAAAUGCAAGCUGAUCGCCGAAGGCAGAGUUGGUUAGAACGAUUACUAUACCAAUUUGCUCCACGUCUUGCAGCUUCAACAUUAUCAUCUAAUGUUUUACCAGCAACCGUCACUAGAAGAUUAAGGGAUGAAAAUUUUUCAAUUGUUGUGAAGUUUGAUAAUACUGAGACUACAUUUACUUUCAAUGUGGGCCUUACAACCACACCAGAUCAAUUGAUGAUGCAAAUUUUAAAUAAGCGUGCAAUGAUGUUAAAAACUAGAAAUGAAAAAUGUUCUGAUUUCACUCUUAAAGUCUGUGGAAGAGAAGAAUAUAUUGUUGGUCCACAUCCAUUAAUUGAUUUUGCAUAUGUUCAGGAUAGUUUGUCUCAAGAUCUCAAUCCUAUUUUGAUAGCUGCUUCCAAAAUGAAUGUUCCAGUUCCAGAAGAAUUAUAUGUAGAUUAUAUUGAUACAACAGAGCAAAAUAAAACAAGAACUACAUUAACAUUGAGAAAAAAAACAAAACAUAAAUUGUCAUUUGAAAUUGAUGAAAAAUUUAAAUUUAAAGUUAACUAUAUAAGUAAAUUGAAUUGUGAUGUUACUAGAACUGUUGAAGUAGGAAUAGAAGCAGCUUUGUUUCAUGGUGGUAAAGCAUUGUGUGAAUGUGUUAGGACAUCUGAAAAGAUUGUUAAUAAUGGUGAUUGCACAUGGGAUGAAGAAUUAAUAUUUGAUAUGUCUGUUGCUGAUAUACCACGUAUGGCACGUUUGUGUUUAGUAGUGUAUGAAGUAUCAAAGACUUCUAAAGGUUUAAGAACUAGAAGAAUUAAAGAAUCUAAACAAGAAAUGUUUGUAACACCAAUGGACUGGGUAAAUACUACUGUGUAUGACUUUAAAAAUCAGCUGAAAAGCGGAUCAAUUACUUUGUAUAUGUGGACUUAUGCAGAUGAUAUGCAAAAUGAAGAUUUAUUGCAUCCUUUAGGCACUGUUGUGUCUAAUCCAAACAUUGAACAAACAACUGCUCUUACAAUAACAUUUCAUAGUUAUCAACUUCCUGAACAUAUGGUAGUUUACCCAAGCUUAGAAAAACUACAAGAAUAUGCUGAAAAAAAGGGAAGAGAAGAUUUAAACGAUCAAGCGUCUGGAGAUUCUCAAACAUUAAAAAACUAUUUGGAUCAAAUAAGAACAAUGGCAGAACGUGGAGAACCUUUGGACGAAAUGCAUGAACAAGAUCGUAAAAAACUGUGGCGCCAUAGAUAUCAUAUAUUGCAAUCAGUACCUGGAUUAUUAGCAAAACUAUUAGAUUGUGUUGAAUGGGGUAUUCGUUGGGAAGUAGCAGAAGCUACUACUAUUGUUUCUAAAUGGCCUUUAUUAGGCCCACAACAAGCAUUAGAACUUCUCGAUUAUGCUUAUGCUGAUCAAGUAGUGCGUAGUUUUGCUGUAAAGUGCUUACAAAAACUGAGUGAUGAAGACCUCUCUUUAUUUCUUCUACAACUGGUUCAAGCAUUAAAACAUGAAUCAUAUUUAUGUUGUGAUUUAGUAGAAUUCUUACUCACAAGAGCAUUACAAAAUCAAAAAAUUGGUCAUUAUUUAUUUUGGCAUCUUAGAUCAGAAAUGCAAGUAGCAUCUGUGUCAGUUCGAUUUGGUCUCAUGUUAGAAGCAUAUUGCCGAGGAUCCAUUGAACACAUGAAAACUUUAAUACGUCAAAUGGACUUUUUGGAAAAACUAAAGAAGACCACCGAGUUAGUAAGACAACGCCGAGACAAAGAAAAAGCACGAUCUUUUUUACAAGAAUAUUUUCAAGAAGGUCAUUGUAUUGAAGCUAUGUCAACUGUUCAUAGUCCUCUAGACCCCAGCUAUAAAUGUAAAAAAAUCAGAACUGAAAAAUGUCGUGUAAUGGAUAGUAAAAUGAAACCAUUAUGGAUAGUGUUCGAAAAUGAUGAUGCCCAUGGAGAUGACAUUUAUGUAAUAUUUAAAAAUGGUGAUGAUUUAAGACAAGAUAUGCUUGCAUUACAGAUGAUACGUAUUAUGGACAAAUUAUGGAAAAAUGAAGGACUUGAUUUAAGAAUGAAUCCAUAUCAAUGUAUUUCUACUGAUAAUCGAGUUGGUAUGAUUGAAGUAGUAUUAAAUGCUGAAACUAUAGCAAAUAUACAAAAAGAAAAAGGAAUGUUUUCUGCUACAUCAGCAUUUAAAAAAGGAUCACUCUUAGCUUGGUUAAAAGACUAUAAUCAAACUGAACAAUCAUUACAAAAGGCAAUUGAGGAGUUUACUUUUUCAUGUGCUGGAUAUUGUGUUGCAACCUAUGUACUAGGCGUUGCUGAUAGACAUUCUGAUAAUAUCAUGGUUAAGAGAACUGGACAAUUAUUUCAUAUUGACUUUGGCCACAUCCUUGGUCAUUUUAAAGAAAAAUUUGGUUUUCGUCGAGAGCGUGUGCCUUUUGUAUUAACCCAUGAUUUUGUGCAUGUUAUCAAUAAAGGACAAACAAAAAAAGAAGCAAAUGAAUUUCAGAUGUUUCAGAACUAUUGUGAAAAAGCUUUUCUAAUACUACGACGUCAUGGUUCACUCAUUCUGUCCCUUUUUGCUAUGAUGAUUUCAACUGGUUUACCAGAAUUAGGUUCUGAAAAAGAUCUUAAUUAUCUACGAGAAACACUUGUUCUUGACCUAUCAGAACACGAUGCCACAUUACAUUUUAGGUCAAAAUUUGAUGAAGCUCUUGGAAAUUCAUGGAAAACUUCACUGAAUUGGGCCUCUCACAAUUUAGCUAAAAACAACAAACAAUGACAAAAAUUUCUGAUCGGCUUAGAGCUAGCUAUAUUGCCUUAAAAAUGGUCUGAGCUAAAUGGUGUAGAACUCAACUAUACUAGACAAAACAAAUGUAAAAACAUUUUUCAUUUCUGUUAAACUUAUGUCAUAAGUAGUUAGAAAAAAAAAUUGAUAAUAUCAUGGUUACCCAUUUUUCAUUUAUAUAAAUAUACUAUAAAAAACUUUUUUUUUGGAAUAGAGCUAAAAAAUGAAGUAUAUAAAUUCAUUUACAUGUAUAUAUUAAAAACUUUAUAUAUAAAGUUUUAUAUUUUUUAAAUAAAAUCUUAAAGAAGUACUUUAAAAUUAUUAUAUUCAUAGUAUCAAUGAUAAUUAUUCACCAGAACAAUACCAUUUACAAAUUUGAAACAUUCAUUUUUAUAUAAUUGCUAUUGAUUAUUAUGUUUUUAUAUUCAUAUUAAUUAGUAAUUAUAAUGAUAUGACUAAAAUUAAAGUUUGAUAUUUGUUUUAAAUUAUAUAAUAUAUUGUGUUACAGCUAUUUAUUUUCAUUACAUUAAAAAUACGGAAAUAAAUUUGUGAUAUUUAUUAAUAAUAUAAAUAAUGACUUUAACUAUGUGUAAUAAAUGAUAUUGAAUUUUCUAAAAUUUUAUUAUUUAAUAUAAUCAUAACUAAAAAAUUAUGUUAUAAUAGGAAAUUUUCCGUUAUCAAUGAUAUGAAAAUAUUUUCAUAUAAUAGGAGGUUAAACUUUUAGAAUGUGUCCAAACAUUUUUCGUUUAUUUAUUUGCAUAAAUAUUCAUAUAUUCUUGG
Molecule: messenger RNA, 4232 nt
Organism: Daktulosphaira vitifoliae (grape phylloxera)
Lineage: Eukaryota; Metazoa; Arthropoda; Insecta; Hemiptera; Phylloxeridae
Gene: Pi3K92E
Product: phosphatidylinositol 4,5-bisphosphate 3-kinase catalytic subunit delta isoform
Exons: 16
Coding region: 243-3446 (1067 amino acids)
Biological process (GO): phosphatidylinositol 3-kinase/protein kinase B signal transduction; phosphatidylinositol-mediated signaling; cell migration
Cellular component (GO): phosphatidylinositol 3-kinase complex; cytoplasm; plasma membrane
Molecular function (GO): 1-phosphatidylinositol-4-phosphate 3-kinase activity; 1-phosphatidylinositol-3-kinase activity
Source: RefSeq, a predicted model, not a curated record